Galendromus occidentalis (western predatory mite) is the source of this 1577-nucleotide messenger RNA. Its product is annotated as RING finger protein 121. Gene Ontology annotation, biological process: ERAD pathway. Gene Ontology annotation, cellular component: Golgi membrane; endoplasmic reticulum membrane. The transcript has 5 exons. NCBI's taxonomy places the organism in Eukaryota, Metazoa, Arthropoda, Arachnida, Mesostigmata, Phytoseiidae. The record is from RefSeq and is a predicted model, not a curated record. Gene Ontology annotation, molecular function: ubiquitin protein ligase activity; metal ion binding. The coding region runs from base 164 to 1210 and encodes 348 amino acids.
CGGCGCGCAUACGGUUCGGAACAAAAUGACUGUCAGUGCUGGAAGUGCCAUCCUCGGAGAGCCGAUAAUGUGGUCGUUCUGAAAUAGCCAGCCGAUCCUGCCACAAUCAGGAGAGGAUUCAUACGAACUUCUGAGACCUCUCCUGGCAGUCCUCAUAUCCCCGAUGAUCAGCUUUACAUCGAGAAUGCCGGAUCCGAGGAGAAUCGUUCUCAUUUUCGUGAGCUUCCUCGCGGGCGCUUACGGUCACAUUCAUGGCCCUGUCCCCAAGGAAUAUCUCGACAACCCUGAGAAGGAUAUAUCACAUCUGAACGAAGAUUUGCGGUUACGGAUAGCACAUGCCAGGUUCCAUGAAAAACACAAAGGACACGAAGAGAUGCACUUCUGGAUGGGCAUCAGCCUGCUAUUCGGCGUGGUGGCCACACAGAUUCUUAUCGUUGUUUGGAAAGAGAAACACUACAGCUCUUAUAGACAGUUUACGAUGUGGGGGCUCUGGCUGAUACCAUUAUGCAUCUCCGUAAAUGCCGGCUACUGGAGAUUCAUAUUCGUGUGGUCCAUCUUCACGAUCAUCACCGGCAUGGUGAUACGGAUGGCCCUCCGGAAGCCGAUCGGCAAGACCACCCCGCGCUGGGUGUACAAAUGGUUUUACUGUAUUCAUUUACAAAGCGUCGGCCUGGGCGUGUGCGGUUAUCUGGUUCUGAUCUUCACACUCAUGGGAGGAUCUCAGCUCUUCUCGACGUUACCCGACGUGGCAUUCAAAUUCGGGACCCUACUUUUCUUUUACGGGGUUUAUUACGGAGUCCUGGGUCGGGACAUCGCCGAAGUCGUCACCGAUCGGAUGGCAUGCACCAUCGGCUACUACACCGAUAGCGGAGUGCCAUAUCGUAAUCUCGACAAGGACACCUGCGCGGUCUGCGCGCAGAAAAUCAUGAUUGUGAAUAACGAAGACGCAGUUGUCGAGGAGCGUUUCACGCUGUCGUGCUCGCACUCGUUCCACGAGUUCUGUAUUCGGGGUUGGUGUGUAGUAGGUAAAAAACAGACCUGUCCAUACUGCAAGGAAAAAGUCGACCUCCAGAAGCUGUUCAAAAACCCUUGGGAAAAGCCUCAUGUGAUCUUCGGUCAUUUCCUCGACUUGAUAAGAUAUGCCUUAGUAUGGCAGCCUAUUAUCAUUGGAGCCACGCAGGGCUUCAACUGGUACAUGGGAUUCGAGUGAUUUCUCUUGCCUUCGGGGGACCCGGGGACCUUGAUCGGGUCGAGAGCACGGCUCGCCGUCAUGAUUGCGGCGGAAAGACGAAGAGUUCUGUUGAAUUAAGACUCCGACACAACUCACGUGAGAAUUAAGGCGCUGUAAAUAAUAGUGGUCGUCGAGUGGAAGGAUCUCUCUGAGUGAUCUUGCUCGUUCAGUUUGCCGACUUACUGUAUACCAGAUUGACGUUGGCUUUAUGAUUCAAUCGGUUGAAUCGAUGGGUCAAGUCUGUCCGCGUAGAAGUGUGUACAUUCUCAAAGUCAUCUUCUACAUCCCACCAAUCGCCUCCGCCGCGCACCGUUUGACGCUGGCCAAUAAAAGUCUUGGAACAACC